AUGAAGCAUCUGAAGCUGUUCUGCGUUGGACUGUCCUUGUGCCUUCUAUUUUGUCUCUUCUUAGAGACAACUACUCCUCCAUCAGCUUUACUUACCUUUGAAGUGAAAGAAAAAGCAGGUUUGAAAUCAGGUGCAGUGAGUAUAUUUGCCAUUAGGAUGAAUGCUCUUGACUUCAAAAGCCAAAAGACUCAAGUCUCAGGACCCCAGAGCUCUCAGAUGACCAAGUUAAAAAAUCACCUAUCAGAUGUCUUCAAGAGCUCCAUACCUCCAGCAGCCAUGUUUGCUUUUUUUGUCACCGUAGCACUAAUGGGAAUCCUCUGCUGCCUCACAGUAUGUUUCUUAAUGGUUGCUGCAGAGGCAGCCAUAGAGAUUCUUGGAGAGCCUCCUAGACAAUGGACAAUUGAUCAGAGAAGUCCUCCUGGAGUGCAGAAUAUCAGCCUAAUUCCAACAUUCUUACUCCCUUUGUCUCUCAUUGACCCCCUUUCAAAAUGGCAAUGUUUCUAA
Messenger RNA from Acomys russatus (golden spiny mouse), 504 nucleotides. RefSeq names its product small integral membrane protein 9 (gene Smim9). The coding region runs from base 1 to 504 and encodes 167 amino acids. The record is from RefSeq and is a predicted model, not a curated record. NCBI's taxonomy places the organism in Eukaryota, Metazoa, Chordata, Mammalia, Rodentia, Muridae. The transcript is spliced from 3 exons.